CCAUUUCCUCAAACUUUAAAGCCUGGCCCCCCGAACAGCAGGCUCCGCAUGCAGCUGCUGCUCUCUCCCUCUGACCAGGAGUCCCAGCCGGCCUUUUCCCAGAAAAGCCACCGGGUUAUAGCGUGAGUCUAAGCGCCGCAGGACCAGCGGCAGCACCGAGGCUCCCAUGGCGGCUCACGCUGCAACAGGCGCGAGCGGCGGCGCAGCGACGGGACGCAGGUGGAGAGGACGCCCCGCAGCGCUCGCGCUGCUGGCGGCGCUGCUCACCUGCUGCGUCAGGUGUGCGGAGGGCGUCAAACCGAGCAACAUCCUCCUGGUUCUGGUGGACGACCAGGACGUGGAGCUGGGGGGGAUGACGCCUAUGAAGAAAACGAAAGAGCUGAUUGGAGAAGCGGGAGCGACGUUUGUGAACGCUUUCACGGUGACGCCGCUGUGCUGCCCGAGCAGGAGCAGCAUUUUGACGGGUCGGUACCCCCACAACCACGAGGUGAGGAAUAACUCCCUUUCUGGUAACUGCUCCAGCGUUCAGUGGCAGAAAGGACCCGAAGCCGAGGCUUUCCCCAUCUACCUCAGCAAACAGAAAUACCAGACGUUCUUUGCCGGGAAGUAUCUGAACCAGUACGGCUCCAAAAGUGCAGGAGAUGUGGGCCAUGUUCCAGUGGGCUGGGACCAGUGGAACGCCUUGGUGGGAAACUCCCAGUAUUACAACUACACUUUGUCAGUGAACGGGAAAACGGAGCAGCAUGGAGACAGCUAUGAGAAGGACUACCUGACGGACCUCAUUCUCAACCGUUCACUCAGCUUCCUUGAUGACAGAAGCCCCCAGCAUCCCUUCUUCAUCAUGCUGGCGCCUCCAGCGCCUCACUCCCCGUGGAUGGCAGCGCCUCAGUACCAGAAAGAGUUCAACAACGUGCAGGCCCCCCGAGACGGAAGCUUCGACAAACCAGGAAAGGACAAGCACUGGCUGCUACGCCAGCCUGUCAACCCCAUGCCGAACAGCUCCCUUACCUACCUGGAUAACGCAUACAGGAAAAGGUGGCAGGUGCUGCUGUCUGUGGACGACAUGGUGGAGAAGCUGGUGAAGAAACUGGACAGCAUAAACGAGCUGAACAACACUUACAUCUUCUACACCUCAGACAACGGCUAUCACACAGGUCAGUUCUCGCUGCCCAUUGAUAAGAGGCAACUUUAUGAGUUUGACAUCAAGGUACCCCUCCUGGUCCGUGGCCCCGGCAUCAAACCAAACCAGACCAUACAGGCUCCGGUGCUAAAUAUCGACCUCGCUCCCACCUUUCUUGACAUCUCUGGGUUCAACCUGUCGACCGUCAAUGUGGACGGACAGUCCUUCCUGGCUCAGAUGGCUCCAUCCCUGCGGAACGGCACAGUGCGACCGUUUUUCCUUGUCGAGUACACAGGAGAGGGAAGUCCAACAAAGGACCCAUCCUGUCCUAAACUUGGCCCUGGAGUGUCUCAAUGUUUCCCAGAUUGUGUGUGUGAGGAUGCCUUCAACAACACAUACGCCUGUGUGAGGAUGCUCGACGGCAAACAGAACCUGCAGUACUGCGAGUUUGCAGACAGCGAGUCUUUUGUAGAAGUAUACAACCUGACAUCAGACCCGCACCAGCUGGAGAACAUCGUGAAGAAGGUGGAUCCGACAAUCCUGCAGGCCAUGAACCAGCGGCUCAUUAAACUACAGUCCUGCGUGGGCGACAGCUGCCGUAACCUCAAGUAAAGAGGAAGACAAAGGGAUUCAGCCAUCCUAAGAGGGAAGGGCCAUGCUCUCUGACACUUUCAGACAAGUAGACAGACAUUUUGAUUUGUUUUUGUUGGAGGAGAAAGGAGAGAAAUAUCUCUGAAUUAAAUUAAACUUUCAGCAGUUCCAACCUCCUGCUAUUGUAUCAAUCACAGUUUAUCUGGAGUUUGUUUUCGUAUCAUUAUUUAGAAGAAAAAAAAUUUUUUUUUUUUUUUUUUGCAUUAGGUCUGAGUAGAAAGAGAGAGAAAAUAGCUGCUAUGUAUCUAAAAAAUAAAAUAAAAAGAGAAGCUGCAGUGUUAAAUGGUUUAUUUGCACUUUAGAUAGUGUCAGGAUCAACCAUAAGCAUGUAUGGUCCAAUUUAUAUUUUUGGAAAAAACUGGAAAAAAAAAGUACCUUAAUGCACAAAAUUGUAAAUGAAUAUUCUGCUGUUAGCUUUCCUUGCUAACAGUAGUUAGCCAGGUCACUUAGCAAAGUAACUGGCUGGAUUUGUGACCAGCAGCUGUAACACGGGUUUAGAUUUGGUUUGAUGUCUUUCUCUCCCCACUUCAACAUCCACCUGUGAGGCAAAUUAAAAUGAGGACUAGCUUAGCAACAGUUGACCUAGCUUAGCAACAGUUGGCCUAGCGUAGCAGCAGUUGGCCUAGCGUAGCAGCAGUUGGCCUAGCGUAGCAGCAGUUGGCCUAGCGUAGCAGCAGUGGACCUAGCUAAGGAGCAGUUGGCCUAGCUUAGCAGCUGUUGGCCUAGCUUAGCAGCAGUUGACCUAGCUUAGCAACAGUGGAUCUAGCUAAGCAGCAGUCGGCCUAGCUUAGCAACAGUUGGCCUAGCUUAGCAGCAGCUAGCCUUGCUUAGUGCUGUUAAAACAUAAAAGUAAAAAGAAUAUUGUUAUUCAGCAUACAGGCAAUAAUCUAUAUCAUAAAUUAAAUACACUGGAUACACUGUUGGAAGUUUUAACAUUUAGCCACAUAAAAAAGGCUUUCAUUGGAACUUUUUUUUUUUCAACAAAUCAAAAUGUCUGCCACCUUUCUGAGCAAGGCUUUUAUAGCUUUUUGUCUUUUAAAAGCACACUUUUUUUAUCCAUGCUGUGACAUUUGUAUUGUAUAAACUGCACUAUUAAUGUUAAACCCUGUGAAUCCUGUUUGAUUAUACCUAAGACAGAAACAGAAGCUUUCAGACAAAGAUUUGCUUCUGAUAGCGAUGCAAAAACUGAAGGCCUUGUUGCUACCGUCAUGCUCUAGCCUGAUCUUUAUUGAUUCUUCAUAAAACUUGAGGGAUUUUUGUAUUUUGGGGGUUUGAUGAGAAGGUUUCUCCCCGUAUUGAAUGAAGCAGCCACCACCAGGUGGUUAGCAUAGCACACAAACACUUUGCAGAAAGGGUUCGCUGAGCUGGGUUUGCCUCCCAGGUUUAGAAUCAGUCUACUUCUAACUGAAAGCAUCCUAAGAAACUAUUUUCAGACAGACCUUAACGUCUAUUCUACUACAGUUUGAAAAAAAUAAAUAACACAACCAAAUGUGUUUUUUUGUUGUUUUUUUUCUGUCCCAACUUGUGCCUUGAGAUGUAAACCUACCUUUAUGUAU
Molecule: messenger RNA, 3327 nt
Organism: Cyprinodon tularosa
Lineage: Eukaryota; Metazoa; Chordata; Actinopteri; Cyprinodontiformes; Cyprinodontidae
Gene: gnsb
Product: glucosamine (N-acetyl)-6-sulfatase (Sanfilippo disease IIID), b
Exons: 13
Coding region: 167-1732 (521 amino acids)
Biological process (GO): glycosaminoglycan metabolic process
Molecular function (GO): N-acetylglucosamine-6-sulfatase activity; glycosaminoglycan binding
Source: RefSeq, a predicted model, not a curated record